UCAGAAUUACCACCAAAAAAUUCUAGUUCUCCACCUACUCCACCACCAAAAACGUCUUCAACAAAACCGUCAGCCGACCCAAAUCCUUCAGUUAACACUACUUCAAAACCGGAACAGAGUAAAACAAAAUAUAGUUAAUUCAAUAAAAAUAAAUAAUUUCAGACAAUGAAACUUCAUCACAAUCGAGUAUUCCAAAUACAAGCACUGGAGGUAGUAAUGGGACUACUACUGUUGGCACUUCUCCACCAAUGAAUUACUCUACUUUGACCCAAAACUUUACUUCUACUAUUUCUGUGAAUGAGACAAACGGAACAUUUAAUUCCAACUUAACAACAUCCACAACAUUCUCUACUUCAAUGCCUACAAUCAUCCAAUCUCUAAACACAACAACUUCUACUAAACUUCCCGGCAUUACAAAUGGAACAACAAAAGGAAUUAAAGGGACACCAAAAGAAGUAUUUCCUUCCUAUUAUUUCUAUAUUGUUGGUGGUGGUGGUGCUGUGGUUAUUCUAUUGCUUGUCAUCAUUUGUGUAUGCAGUAUCGUUCGAAAGAAUAAGAAGAAAGCAAGUAAUGAGGAUGAAAGUUCUGAAGGCUCUGGAGGAACAACGGAAGAACUUUUAUCAAUGGAAGCAAAAAAUAUGUCUGGUACACAAUUGGAAACUCAAGGAAGUCACGUAUCUUUAAAGAAGAGUGUAGUUGAUAAAAAAGAAGUUGAGCUAAGCAAAAAAGAAGAAAUUAGCAAAAAAGAAGUUUCCAAAGAAGAUAUGAAGAAAACUCUCUCAAAAGAUGUUGGCGGUGGUGGUGGUGGUGGGGCUGUUGGUGGGGCUGUUGUUCCAAAUACGAUCGAAUCUAAAGAAUUUACUGGGGAACAAACAACAGAAGAAGAAGUUGCCGUUAAACCACCAACAACACCUAAAGCAACAGAUCCGCAAGUCUCUACAUUUUCGGCUCCAUAUGAAGUAGAUCGAAAGCGAUUGAUUGUGCCGAUGAAAGAUAAGGGGGAUCCAACUACUGAAUCUAAAAAAUCUAUCGAAUCAAUUGUCUCGGCAGAGAAGAAAGAAGAAUCUAAACCUGAGUUGACUGUAUCUUCUGAUGAAGUUGUUGGGAAGAAAGAAGAGGGUGGUGAUAAUAAUAAUAAGAAGAAGAAAGAAGAAAGUGAUGAUAAAAAGGAGGAAGAAGGGGACGAUAAUAAUAAGAAGGAAGAGGGAGGAGAGGGAGAUAAUAAUAAAGAAGCAGAUGUCUAUGAUUAAUUUUGUUUUUCUUAUUUGUAUAUAAAAUGUUGAGUAGUAUGGAGGGUAUUUGUUGUUAGUUAGUC
Meloidogyne enterolobii is the source of this 1315-nucleotide messenger RNA. The record is from the annotation of a GenBank genome assembly. NCBI's taxonomy places the organism in Eukaryota, Metazoa, Nematoda, Chromadorea, Rhabditida, Meloidogynidae.